UCCUCUCUAUGAUUAGCCCGACUUCCGGUGCCUCCCGGAUGCGGAAGUGGCUCCGGGUAUGCGGGGGAAGCUAUGGCGGAUCUAGCGGCUUUAGAGGAGCUCGCCAAGCUCGAGUACUUGUCGCUGGUCUCCAAAGUCUGCACCGAGCUCGACAACCACCUGGGCAUUAACGACAAGGACCUGGCCGAAUUUGUGAUCAAUCUUGCCGAGAAAAACACCACGUUUGACACGUUUAAAGCUGUUCUCCAAAAGAAUGGGGCUGAGUUCACUGAUUCCCUUAUUAGUAACUUGCUGCGCCUCAUACAGACAAUGCGGCCUCCAUCAAAACCAUCCACAAGUAAAGAGGCCGUUGUCAAACCCAAGUCGGAAAAGGAAAGGUUGAAGGAAUUAUUUCCAGCCCUUUGCAGGCCAGACAAUCCCAGCGUUAGGAAUAUGCUGGAUGAAGAUGAUGUGAAAGUGGCAGCUGAUGCACUUAAAGAACUUGAAGCUCUGAUGCCUAGUGCAGACAGGCAAGGCAAACAAAGGAACAAUGAACACCGGGCAAAGAAAAAGAGGAGGAGCCGAAGCCGGAGCAGGGACAGGAAACGAAGGCACAGAUCUCGCUCUAGGUCUCAUUCCAGGACUCGGGAUAGGAACAGGGGUAAAUCCAGAUACUACUCAAGGAGCAGGAGCAGGAGUCCAAGUAAGGACCGUAGGGAUCGAGACAAGUAUGUUGAGAAGAGCAAUGAGAGAUGGAGAGACAAGCAUGUCGACCGUCCACCACCUGAGGAGCCUUCCAUUGGAGACAUUUACAAUGGCAAAGUCACCAGUAUAAUGCAGUUUGGGUGCUUUGUGCAGCUGGAAGGUCUGAGGAAGCGUUGGGAGGGCUUGGUCCACAUCUCAGAGCUUCGAAGAGAAGGACGUGUUGCCAACGUUGCUGAUGUUGUGAGCAAAGGUCAAAGAGUAAAGGUCAAAGUGUUAUCCUUUACUGGAUCCAAAACCAGCCUGAGCAUGAAGGAUGUUGAUCAAGACACUGGAGAAGACUUGAAUCCAAAUCGGAGGAGAAAUUUGGUUGGAGAAACCAAUGAAGAAACUUCUAUGAGAAACCCAGACAGACCCAGUCACCUGUCCUUGGUGAAUGCCCCGGAGGUGGAGGAUGAUACCUUGGAACGGAAACGGCUCACCCGAAUUUCAGACCCAGAGAAAUGGGAAAUAAAGCAGAUGAUUGCUGCUAACGUGCUUUCUAAGGAAGAGUUUCCUGACUUUGAUGAGGAGACUGGGAUUCUUCCUAAAGUUGAUGAUGAAGAAGAUGAAGAUCUUGAGAUUGAGUUAGUUGAAGAGGAACCACCAUUCCUUCGAGGUCAUACUAAACAGAGCAUGGAUAUGAGUCCUAUAAAAAUAGUAAAGAAUCCAGAUGGUUCAUUGUCCCAGGCUGCAAUGAUGCAGAGUGCUUUAGCUAAAGAAAGAAGGGAACUUAAACAAGCCCAAAGAGAAGCAGAGAUGGAUUCUAUCCCCAUGGGACUCAACACACAUUGGGUGGAUCCUCUCCCUGAUGUGGAUGGAAGACAAAUAGCUGCAAAUAUGCGAGGUAUUGGGAUGAUGCCCAAUGAUAUCCCAGAGUGGAAGAAACAUGCGUUUGGUGGCAACAAAGCCUCUUAUGGUAAGAAGACACAGCUUUCUAUCAUUGAGCAGAGAGAAAGUCUCCCAAUCUUCAGACUGAAGGAGCAGCUGAUACAAGCUGUGCACGACAACCAGAUUCUGAUUGUUAUUGGAGAGACAGGAUCUGGGAAAACAACACAGAUAACCCAAUACCUGGCUGAGGCAGGGUAUACAUCAAGAGGAAAGAUUGGAUGCACUCAGCCUCGCAGAGUGGCUGCAAUGUCUGUUGCGAAGAGAGUGUCAGAAGAAUUUGGUUGCUGUUUGGGGCAAGAGGUUGGCUACACCAUUCGAUUUGAAGACUGUACUAGCCCUGAAACUGUCAUCAAGUACAUGACAGAUGGUAUGUUACUGAGAGAGUGCUUGAUAGAUCCUGAUCUGACUCAGUAUGCCAUUAUUAUGCUGGAUGAAGCCCAUGAGAGGACAAUUCACACAGAUGUGCUCUUUGGACUCCUGAAGAAGACAGUGCAGAAACGGCAGGAUAUGAAGUUGAUAGUGACGUCGGCAACACUGGAUGCUGUGAAGUUCUCUCAGUAUUUCUAUGAGGCUCCAAUCUUCACAAUUCCUGGCAGAACAUAUCCAGUCGAAAUUCUGUACACAAAAGAGCCAGAGACAGAUUAUUUGGAUGCUAGUCUGAUUACAGUAAUGCAGAUCCACUUAACCGAACCACCAGGCGAUAUUUUGGUGUUUCUAACUGGCCAGGAGGAGAUUGACACAGCCUGUGAGAUCCUUUAUGAAAGGAUGAAAUCUCUGGGACCUGAUGUUCCAGAGCUGAUUAUCCUCCCGGUAUAUUCAGCCUUACCCAGUGAAAUGCAAACCAGGAUCUUCGACCCAGCCCCACCAGGAAGCAGAAAGGUUGUUAUUGCCACUAACAUUGCUGAGACAUCGCUUACUAUUGAUGGAAUAUAUUAUGUAGUCGAUCCUGGCUUUGUGAAACAGAAGGUAUACAACUCCAAGACUGGGAUUGACCAGCUGGUUGUUACACCAAUCUCACAGGCUCAAGCAAAGCAGCGAGCAGGAAGAGCUGGGAGAACAGGACCUGGGAAAUGCUAUAGGCUGUACACAGAGCGUGCUUAUCGAGAUGAAAUGCUAACAACCAACGUGCCUGAAAUCCAGAGAACAAAUUUAGCCAGUACAGUACUCUCCCUCAAGGCUAUGGGCAUCAAUGAUUUGCUGUCCUUUGACUUUAUGGAUGCUCCCCCAAUGGAAACUCUCAUCACUGCCAUGGAGCAGCUGUACACUCUGGGAGCUCUGGAUGAUGAGGGAUUACUCACUCGACUUGGGCGCAGGAUGGCAGAAUUCCCCUUGGAACCCAUGUUGUGUAAAAUGUUGAUCAUGUCUGUACAUCUGGGAUGCAGUGAGGAAAUGUUGACAAUAGUCUCCAUGCUGUCUGUUCAGAAUGUGUUCUACAGGCCAAAGGAUAAACAAGCACUUGCUGAUCAGAAGAAAGCCAAGUUCCAUCAGACAGAAGGUGACCACCUCACUCUGCUGGCUGUGUACAAUUCCUGGAAGAACAAUAAGUUUUCCAAUCCUUGGUGCUAUGAAAACUUUAUCCAAGCCCGCUCCUUACGCAGGGCACAGGACAUCCGCAAGCAGAUGUUGGGCAUUAUGGACAGGCACAAACUGGAUGUGGUGUCCUGUGGCAAGGCAACAGUUCGAGUCCAGAAGGCCAUUUGCAGUGGUUUCUUCCGAAAUGCAGCAAAGAAGGAUCCUCAGGAGGGUUAUCGAACGCUCAUUGAUCAACAAGUAGUCUAUAUUCACCCAUCCAGUGCUCUCUUCAACAGGCAGCCAGAAUGGGUGGUGUAUCACGAACUGGUGCUGACCACUAAGGAAUACAUGCGUGAAGUGACAACCAUUGAUCCCCGCUGGCUGGUGGAAUUUGCACCAGCAUUCUUCAAGGUUUCAGAUCCAACCAAACUGAGCAAACAGAAGAAGCAGCAGAGGCUUGAACCUCUGUACAACCGCUACGAGGAGCCCAACGCCUGGAGAAUAUCGCGUGCGUUCCGACGCCGAUAACCUCCCUGCUCUCCUCCAAAAACAGACUGCUUUUCUAUGUGAUUUUUAGACUGUUGUGUCCAAAAGCAAAUCCAAAAGCAAGUGUCCUUUCUUUUAGAACGCUUGCAAUUGGAGUUUACUUACAAAGUUGACAGGAAAGAGGUGUUUUCAGAGAAAAAGCACAAGGGGGCGGUGCUUGCUUAUGUCAGCUGCUCUUCAGAUUUCUACAGCAGUGUGACAAAUGUCCUCUGUAUUGCAUCACUUCAAAAACGGUCCUUGAAACACUUUUUGAGUCAUUCCCAUUUUUUUUUUCUUUUCUUUUUUUAGAGACAAAACCUUAAGGCUCAGAAAUCUGAGCAGAGCAACAACAAUAAAAAGGCAGUGGUUAAGAAAUAGCUGCUAACCAACCUCACUGUUUGGAAUGACCAGAUUUAUUUCUUUACUCUGCUAAGGGACUUAUUUCAACUUACACUCUCAGACAGUGGCUGUUUUGAGGGAGCUGCUUAUUCUGCAUUUUUCCUGUUCACUUUUUGUCCCUUCUGCAAUGAGCUAUUUAGUAUCUAUGGCUUUGGAAUAAUGCAGGAAAGAUCCCUUGAAACUCAGCUAGAAUGUCUGUUACACUUGGAUAAUGGCACAGGUCAGACUGCAAGUCUUAUCCUUCCUCACCAUCUCCUAUGUGCUGAAGGCUAGUAUAUCAAAUGAUAAUUAACCACAUCCACUCUGUAGCACGGCUCUGUCUAUGAGCAUAAGUGGUUGCAGAUGUUUGGACUUUCUCUACAAUGUGUCAUGUGUUUUAUUUCCACUUACAAUGCUUGGUGACAUCACAACUGUUGGUUUUUCAAUAGAAUAUUCUCUUACAGCUGAAAUGUCUGUAAAACACGGUGUAACAGUUCCCUGUUUAAGAGCAGAUCUGACUGCCCAGUGUGCACUAUGUCAUGCUGGAGGUAUCUGUAAAUUGUUUUAUUUUUUUUUCUGUU
Phasianus colchicus (ring-necked pheasant) is the source of this 4607-nucleotide messenger RNA. RefSeq names its product DEAH-box helicase 8 (gene DHX8). The record is from RefSeq and is a predicted model, not a curated record. Gene Ontology annotation, biological process: mRNA splicing, via spliceosome; spliceosomal complex disassembly. NCBI's taxonomy places the organism in Eukaryota, Metazoa, Chordata, Aves, Galliformes, Phasianidae. Gene Ontology annotation, molecular function: RNA binding; RNA helicase activity; ATP binding. Gene Ontology annotation, cellular component: catalytic step 2 spliceosome; intracellular anatomical structure.